This is a messenger RNA of Paramecium pentaurelia, 2358 nucleotides long. Lineage: Eukaryota; Ciliophora; Oligohymenophorea; Peniculida; Parameciidae. The record is from the annotation of a GenBank genome assembly.
AUGAUUUAGUUUUUUGUACCAAAUUUGAGUUCAAAAGAGUUUUAAAUAAUAAUAAUAUAGGUAAUAUUGUGUCUAAUCUUUUAUGUGUUAAGAGUGAAAAAAAUCAAUAAUAUAUUGGCAUAAUUAUAAGAGUAAAUAUAUAUAUAUAAUGAAGAUUUUUUAAUUUAAGUGAAAUAAUGAAUGAUUUAGUAAAUUUAAUGAAAGUACUUUUAGUAAUUGUUAGUGUUGUUCAUAAUUUUGGUUGUCUUUGGCAUGGUAUAGCUCAUUUUAAUUCAUAAUUUUCUUGGCUUGAUGCAUAUAAUUUAAGGGAUUAAUAAAAUGGAUCAAAAUAUAAUGUAGCUAUCUAUUGGGCAACAAUGACUAUGACUACAGUUGGAUAUGGAGAUAUUACUGCAAAAAAUGAUUUAGAACUUUUGAUUAAUAAUCUUACUAUGUUCAUAGGUUCAAUUGUCUUUGCUUAUUCUGUUAAUAGUAUAGGUAUAUUAGUUACUAAUAUUUAUAAAAAUUCAAUAGAAUAUAGUAAGACAGUUAGACUUAUAAAUAAAUUUAUGAUUAAGAAUAAGAUUGAGUUUGAUUUAUAAACAAAAAUAAGAAGUUAUUUAGAAUAUAUUUGGAAAGAAGAAUAAGAAUAGAAUGAUGAUUAAGUUGGUGAUGUAAUUAGUAAAUUAAGUAAGUAAUUAUAAGAAGAAUUAUAAUUUUAAUUAAGAGGUAAUAUCUUAAGAAAAUGUAAAAUAAUGAUAAAUACCUUUUCAGAAUCUUUAAUUAAGAAUUUGUUAUAAUUUAUGGAAGAAUAAUCUUAUUCACCAGAUGAAAGGAUCAUUUCUGUAUCAUAUAAUUAAUAUUCAUUAGGUAAAUGAAUUGGAUGAUUGUGCAUUGUAUAUAAUAACAAAAGGAGAUGUAGAAUUAAUAUUUGAAGGAGUAGAAAUGAAAGAAAAAAUUAAAAGAAAUUCAUUUAAAAAUUAUACUUAAUUUGAUAGUUUUGGAGAAUUCUCAUUUUUUUCAGGAAAUCCUAGAACAGCAACAGCAAUUUCAAGAGGUUUUACAAGAGUAUUCAAAAUAAAAAGAUAAGUCUUUUUAGAUAUCCUUAAAUGUUAUCCUGAUGAUUAAGAGAAAUACUUUGUUAUUAGAGAAUAAUUAAAUUUCAAAGAUUAUGUUCCUUUAUAAUUAAGAUGUUUUAGUUGUUAGAGUAAUACACAUAUGAUAAUUGAUUGUAAUUAUGUUCAUUAUUGUGUUGAUAAAGAGAGAGUUAUAAAAUAAGAAUCUUAUCCAAUAUAAUAAGAAAGAAGAUAAGGACAUCAAAGAUACAAAUAAAAAUUUAAUUCCAGAAUUAAUCUAAAUAUAAAUUAGGUUAAAGCUGCUAAUUAUAUUAAUGAUAUUAGUUUCAAGAUAACUGAAGAUUAUGAAUCACCAACAUAAGCUAUGUAUGAUAUAUUUGAAGAUGUAGAAAUAGAUGAUUAAAGUAAUCAUACUAAUAUUUAUUAGACUAAAACAUCAAAUCUCUUAUGGAUUUUAAACAAUAAUCAGAAAACAAUCAAGAUGAUGAUUAAUCAUAAUAGUAAUCUAUUAUCAAUUUUAAGAACAAUUUAAGUAAAACUGCUUUAUAAACAUUAUAAACUGCAGGUUUUGGAAUUUAAAAUAUUUAGAAGAAAGAAGGUAUCAUGAUUAUGAAAUGAAUAUUUUAUAGUAUAAAUGAUAUAAGAGGAAGAAGACAGUUCUGAUGAAUCCAAAAAUUAAAUAGAGCCAAUAUAUUCUAAACAUAAUAUAAUGAAUUCAAAUCUUAGGUAGGCUAGAAAAUCAAUGAAGUCAUCUAAAAGGAUUUCAACUGAUAAUAAUAAACAUUAUAGACCAUCCAUAGAUAUGAAAAUAAUUGGAAAUCAUAUAUAAUCUGAUUUAAAUAUAAAACAUCAAUCAAAUGUUAGCAAUAAUAUCAAAUCUAACAAAUCAUAAGCUUUACGAACAUUAAUACAUUAACAUAAUCCAACUAUUAUUACAACUUUAUAAAACUUACCUUAAAGUACCUUUUAAGUUAAUUAAGUUAUUUAAGGAUUUGAAAAAAUGCAGAUUUAUUAAUUUUAUCAACCUAAAUAUAAUUAUGAUUAAGUUAUUAAGAGGUAAGAUGUAAUAUUGAAUAGAUAUGCAAAAUUACAAAAGUUCUUUGGUAAAAAAAGAGUAUUUCCAGAGUUUUCAGUAUAUUCCUUUUUCUAUGAAGCAAUAUAAAAAGGAGCCAAGUUACGAAGGAUUGGAGAAUUUUAAAAAGUAUAGAAAUCUCCUAGGAUGCUAAAUUUGACAUUGAAGAAAACCUUGAGGUCUAAUUAUGCAUUGAGUAGAUAAUUAGGUGUUUAGAAUGUUAUGAAUUGA